GGCGCACAGGCUGGUCGGAGCUUGAUAAAGACACGAUGGGAGUGAGGGGCGGGUCCCCUCUCACGCUUACUGGCUGCCUCCGGCGUCACUCAAAGAGGGGUUGGCCCAGCGCCUCUUCAGGAGCGCCUGGAGCAGCGCCCGGGCUCAGAUUGCGCUCAGGAGCGGCGCGAGCAGCAGCUGGGAGCGUGGGCGGCGCCGGCAGCAGCAAAGCGCGCGACGAGUCCCGUCGGACUUCCAAGGAGGGAAGCGCCUUUGCUGCUGCUUCUGAGGAGAUGGGCACCCUCAGCCUCGUGCUCCUGCUCCCUUUGGUGGCCGCGCUGGACUUCAACUACCACCACACGAAGGAGCUGGAAGCUUUCCUGAAGGCUGUGCAGAGGGACCACAGCAACAUCGCUCACUUAUAUAGCAUUGGCAAGUCGGUGCAAGGUAGAGACCUGUGGGUUCUUGCUCUGGGAAGGUUUCCAACCCAACAUAGGAUUGGCAUACCAGAGUUCAACUAUGUUGCUAAUAUGCAUGGGGAUGAGGCAGUCGGGAGGGAGUUGCUGCUCCAUCUUAUAGACUUUUUGGUAACCAGUGAUCAGCGUGAUCCGGUCAUUACAAAACUCCUUGACAGCACCCGAAUACACAUCCUGCCUUCAAUGAACCCUGACGGAUUUGAAUCAGUAAUCAAUGCCAGCUGCGAGCCUCUUUUUGGCAGAUUCAAUGCUAAUAAUAAAGAUCUGAACAGGAACUUCCCGGAUGCCUUUAUCCUAAAUACUCAUGACAUCCAGCCAGAGACUGAAGCUAUAAUGAACUGGUUAAAGAAUGAAACGUUUGUCCUCUGCAAUCUGCAUGGCGGAUCACUGGUCGCAAGUUACCCUUUCGAUAAUGGCAAUUCAGUUACUGUUAAUUUUCUGGAUGAGAGCCGAACUGUUGAUAAUGAUGUUUUCAUGCACCUGGCGAGAACAUACUCAGAGAAACAUGCCACGAUGCAUAAAGGGAAUGCGUGUAACUCUGUAGAAUACUUCCCAGACGGCAUUACAAAUGGAUAUCAGUGGUACAUGCUUCAUGGUGGGAUGCAGGAUUAUAGCUACGUCUGGGGACAGUGCUUCGACAUCACUCUGGAAGUAUCGUGUUGUAAAUUUCCACGAAAAGAUGAGCUUCCAUCCUUCUGGAAUGACAAUAAAAAUGCUUUGAUCGAAUACAUUAAACAAGUUCAUCUAGGUGUAAAAGGUCGUGUUUUGGAUGAGAAUGACGAACCUGUUCCAGGUGUGAUAGUGGAAGCUGUCGGAAGGAGACACAUAUGUCCUUACAGAACCAACAAAAAUGGAGAAUAUUAUCUUCUCCUCCUGCCUGGCACCUACACACUUAAUGCAACAGCACCUGGCUCUAGCUCAUUGCUACAGGAACUUCAUAUACCAGAUGGCAGAGCACAGUUCAGUGCCCUCACGUAUGACUUUGUUGUCCGCCAUUUACAGACCAGACCCGAGCCUGCUUCAUGCCCCACAGACCCCCUUUAUUCUUCAGAUUAUGAUAAAAACCAAUCUGCCACACUGAAGCCUGCUAUUACCUCCUUGGUUUUAGUUAAUAUCUUUUAUGCAGUGUUGAGAUGAAACUUUUAUGUGCAUAUAUAUAUAUUCAUUCAAAUGGACUGGACAAUCUUAUCUUGACAAUCAAACAUUGGCUAUUUCAGUGUAAUGUAAUAAAGUACUGUAUUACAUAAAGUAUACGUUUCUUAAAGAGAA
Molecule: messenger RNA, 1724 nt
Organism: Podarcis muralis (Common wall lizard)
Lineage: Eukaryota; Metazoa; Chordata; Lepidosauria; Squamata; Lacertidae
Gene: CPM
Product: carboxypeptidase M
Biological process (GO): protein processing; peptide metabolic process
Molecular function (GO): metallocarboxypeptidase activity; zinc ion binding
Source: RefSeq, a predicted model, not a curated record